This is a messenger RNA of Candidozyma auris, 342 nucleotides long. RefSeq lists its product as uncharacterized. The record is from RefSeq and is a predicted model, not a curated record. The coding region runs from base 1 to 342 and encodes 113 amino acids. The transcript has a single exon. NCBI's taxonomy places the organism in Eukaryota, Fungi, Ascomycota, Pichiomycetes, Serinales, Metschnikowiaceae.
AUGAGCACGAGAAGACACGAAGAUGCUAGAGAGGACGAAGAGCCAGAAAUGGAAAGUCAGCCUGCAGAAUCGACAGGUGAAGGUAAUGACGUAUCAAAGUCGAAGACUACUGAUAAAAGCAAGGUAGAAGACGAGGCACAGGUUGAUCCUCAAGGUUCAAGUGAGGCUAUCAAGGUAACGAAAGAACACACCAAUGAAGAGAACACCACUGAAGCCGAGGCCAAGACAGAUGUUGCUGAGGAAAUUGUCAACCAGGAUUUGUCAGAAAAGCAUGAGAUUGGCGAUGUUAACCGAGGCAACAAUAACAAUGCUGAGUUAAAAUCCGCAGAUCAGCAAUCAUGA